Gallus gallus (chicken) is the source of this 5430-nucleotide messenger RNA. It is a transcript of the gene CMPK1, whose product is annotated as cytidine/uridine monophosphate kinase 1. The coding region runs from base 2485 to 3105 and encodes 206 amino acids. NCBI's taxonomy places the organism in Eukaryota, Metazoa, Chordata, Aves, Galliformes, Phasianidae. Gene Ontology annotation, cellular component: nucleus; cytoplasm. The record is from RefSeq and is a predicted model, not a curated record. Gene Ontology annotation, molecular function: ATP binding; UMP kinase activity. The transcript is spliced from 6 exons. Gene Ontology annotation, biological process: CDP biosynthetic process; UDP biosynthetic process; 'de novo' pyrimidine nucleobase biosynthetic process.
GGAGAUCUGGGACAGAGCACGUGACAUGCAGGAGGCUUGCUUUGCUAAGGUGAGAUCUUGUUUAAUUUUAGCUUCAAGUGGUCUUAUUCAAAAACAACAGUAACAGUGGAGCAGAAGUCAUAUCGGAAUCAAAAUUGAUAAGGUUGGAAAAGACCACUAUGAUCAUCUAGUCCUACCAUCAGCCCAUCACCAUCAUGCCUGUGUACUACCCAGGAUAAGUUUCUCAAAAAAGUGUCAUAAUUGUUUUGCUGACUGUUUUAUGUUGCCGGAGAAAGGAAAUGGCAUCAGUCAUAGUGCUUGGGAAAUACAGAUUGCACCCACAAAGCUAAAUCUCAGCUUGUGGAGCCCCACCUAGGGAUGUGUUCCUGUCAUAUUUGGACCAAAGUGGAGAAGUGAUGUAAGGGCAGAAUUUGCAGUAACAAGUGGGAAUGGCCACUGACACAGUGUACAAAAGGGAGCAACAGGUAAGCGAUGAGGUUACAUUAUCUUUGCAGUUAAGGUUUAAAGAGACAGCUGAACCAGCCUGCUUUCUGCUAAUAGGGAGAGAACACACACAUAUUCUGUAUGUGCACGGUGUUGUCACAGAAAUGUAAAUGCAGUAGGAAUGCUGCUCUAGACCAAUUCUUCCUAUUUAUGAAGAGAUUAAGCGGAAUUCCCUCAAGUUUUUGUUCUCUCCCCAUUCUGCAGAUGAGCUCCUGCAACCUCCCACAGUAAGGGUGCUUCUGAUGUCACCUGAAGCUGGUGCAUAGCUUGUUGGGUGUGGUGCAGUAUCUGACAAGGUAGUUCAGAUGGCAUCUGAAUGCAGGUGCUUGAGAUAAGCACCAUGAAGUGCUGGAAGGUCAUAUCUUUUGUGAUGGUGAGAUUACUGUGUAUGUACGAGACAAAAUGAAUGUGUUUUAUUGCUGAUUUCUGAACUUUGCCUCACAAAAACAUUUAUGGUACAGUCAAGGAAAAAAUACCUCAUUCCUCAAAUCUGCACAGAAAAAAAAUGCUUUUGUUGAGUUAAAGUUUAAAGCUUUACAAACUUUAACUGAAACACAAAGCUCUACUGGGAUGGGGGGGGGGGGGGGGAGGAACAUGAUAGCUAAGUUUUUAGUCUUUAUUCCAAGCAAGGUUUCAACUGAUAGGGUUAUUUUUUUUUUCUAUUUUUUUUCUGUUUGUUGUUGGGUGGUUUGGUUUCUUUUGGCUUUGUUUCAAAGUGACUGUGGAGGUUUGGGGUAUGCACGACAUCCUCUGUGCACACAAAAUGUAUUCAGUCUCCACCACAGGCCUGGGCUGGAUGCUUGUGCUGCAUUCCAAAACGAAUCCCACCAAGUGGGACACUGAGCCUUCUCCUUCUGUAAGAGUGUCAGUUGGUAUCCAAGUAGAGAAAGGUAUGAAGUUGUUUUGGGAUAUACAAUAAGGAGGUUCUCUAGGGAGAAGAGAACUUUGGGAAGAACUCUUUGUUUCAGGAACACUCCUCUGGAAGCAGCAGUAGAUUUAGCUUUUGCUAUCGUGUUAAUUGUCUUCUGGAAGUCUGUUGAGAGACAGCAUUAACUUUCUUGCAAUGAGAACAUUUUAUAAGUUAUUUGCUUUAAACUCAGUUUCUCAAAUCUCUUCCAAGAGUGCCAAGUAUUAGUAGCCCAGUUAGCUGUGAAGUUCUCAUCAUUGUUUGCUGGAAUGUGAGUUCUUAUUCCUGAACUUUGGAGCUGUUUUGAUUGUUUAAAUCUGUUUUUUCUCCUCUAAAGAUUUAUUCUCUAUAUGCUUCCAUUUCAUAGAAUGCAGGCUUCCUCUCUAGGCAUUGAAUUUUGGCCUUUCUCAACCGUCUCAUUGAGCUCAGCAUUCCUGCAGCACUGGGGCGUUCUGUUUGCCCCCUCUUUCCGGAGGCGCUGUCAGUGGGAUCUCCUUUGUGUGUUUUGUUUUGUUAAUGUGGUGUGGGUUUAUGUUGUUUUAUUUUGCCUUGUGUUUUGUUUUUCCCCAGAGGCACGAGCAUAUCUCUAACUGGGAAAAUAGCUUUUGGCUGGAACAAGCGGACAGGAGGGCUGCUAUUGCGAUAUGAUUUAUGCUCUAAAUUUCUCUUUCCACAUGUCGAUGGCACAGACAAAACAUUUUUAGAUUUAAAAAAAAAAAAAAAGAGGGCUGCGUGCUUUCCAAGGUUCUAUUUUUAUUUUAACCAGUUCUCCAAGAGCAUACCUGAGAAAAUAUAGCAAACUGUGGUUGUUUAGUAAGAUUGCUUAAGGUAUGACAAUCCGGAACUGGGGCAAUAAACGUUUGUAUUGUGUUUGUUUAGCCCUUUGACUUUCAUUUUUCGGAUUAACAAUGAUAAGCCAAGAUAGGAUUCAAGGUCAGAGCGGUAGUUUGUUUUGCUCUUUGCUUUUUCUUAGCUUCUGCUCACUCGGGGAGGUUUCAGACUCCAGAUACUGCUGUGUUGGGGAAGAAACUCCUGUGCCCUGAGCAGGCUGGCAGCGGGAGGAGUCCCAGCAGCAGCUGAUCCUGUCCUGCUGCAUGGAGAAAGUUGCUAGAGUGAACUCUGCCCUAUUCAGGAGUGGCAUAGAUAUGACUCAUCUGUUCUCAUCUGCAGUUGAUAUUAAUCUAUUUAUUGUAUUUACAAAGUACGGCUACACGCACCUUUCUGCUGGCGACCUCCUUCGAGACGAACGGAAAAGGCCAGGCUCACAAUAUGGAGAACUCAUUGAGAACUACAUUAAGGAGGGGGAAAUCGUACCAGUUGAAAUAACCAUCAGCUUGUUGAAGAGGGCUAUGGAUCAAACAAUGGCUGCAAAUUCCCAGAAGAACAAGUUCUUGAUUGAUGGCUUUCCCAGAAACGAAGAUAAUCUUCAAGGCUGGAAUAAGACUAUGGAUGGAAAGGCGGAUGUUUCUUUUGUUCUCUUUUUUGAUUGCGACAAUGAGAUAUGCAUUGGUCGCUGUCUUGAAAGAGGCAAGAGCAGUGGCAGGAGUGAUGAUAAUCGGGAGAGUCUGGAAAAGAGAAUUCAUACAUAUCUGCAGUCGACUAGGCCUAUAAUAGACUUAUAUGAGAGAAUGGGAAAAGUUAGAAGAGUGGAUGCCUCUAAAUCAGUUGAUGAAGUCUUUGAAAAAGUUGUACAAAUAUUUGACAAAGAAGGCUAAUUUCCAGCUUGGAAGAUCAUUUAAACUUGUGCUUGAAUCUUGCUUGAAUAGCUGCUACUGCAGUCCACACUUUGUAAUUGUUUUAUGUUGGGUUUUUUGUUGGGUUUUUUUUUUUUCACAUAUCAAAUGACAAUUGGAAAAGCAGUUAAUUAAAAAUGGAUGCUUUGUUUUUGUUUUUUUAAUAGGAAAUCUUUUCUUGUGGCUAUAGUUACGAGUUUUGUGGUUCUCCAUUAGUAUAAGUUUGGUUGCUCACACAGCAAAAUCAUAGUUAAAACAUCUCUCUCAAGAGACUGUUCUGUCACAGUUCUGUGCCUAUCACAGGCAGCCCUUCUUAUUCCUUAUUGCCAUACACCUGUUCUUCAUGAUCAAUUAAGCAGCAGCACUAAGCAUUGCCCUUGUUUGUCUUUUGGAUACCUGGACCAAAUUGAAGAGACUGGGAUUUUUUUUUUCUUCAGAGUGUAAUUUUUGUCACCAAGUUCUCUGUUAUCCCCAAACAUGGAUUCUGUAGGUAAAACUGCAGUUAGUAUGAGAAUCUGCUUUUGUAGUUCUCACAAAACUACUUAAUAUGCUGUUCAGCAAUAGACAUACAAAGUACUCAUUGGAAAGGGGUGCUGUCUCACGAUUCUGGGUGUAAACUGUCUUGUAAAUUCUUGACUACCUGGAUGACAUGGCCCUGGGCUAUGCCUUGUCUUCAUUUCCAAAAUGCUGAGGGUACGUUUUUAAGUCAGGUCAGUAUUUCCAUACUCAUUUAUUUUGAAUGAUAGUUUUGUUCUUAAUUAGAGCACGGCCUUCACAAGGUGCAAAACUAUUAAAUAGUGUACAGUAAGCCAACUCUUCUAACAGUUCUGUCUUUUGUAACAAGUAGAAGGGAUUUUCUGUAUUAUAAUUACUGCAAUACUGUGUCACUGAAUGCUUUAAGGUUUAUUACCUGGGGAAAUAUUUUUAUGGUUAAACUUGUGAAUUUGUUUCCCUGAAAUUGUAUAAUUUUAAUAACUGUUUGUUUGAGAAGAUUAUAAAUUAUUGCACUUUUGUUACGAUGUGGCCAGCAACAAGGAAGGUAUCUUGCAGAAGGAAGCUCUGUUCCCUUAAACAGAUUUGAUCCUGCUUUAUCACAUUCUCUUGAAUUAGUGCAGUCAGAUGCCAUUAUAUUUGGGAGAAGCAGGUAGCUAGCUGAAACAAGCAGUGUUUUAAAUGUUUGUACAGAUGUGUAAUCCUGCCUUUUGUUUAAAGUAACCCCCCCACCUCCCAUCAGACUAGUAUGCACAGGUCUGUGGGGGCCCGACCAUGCAUUCCUUGCACGCCCUAAGCUUUCACUGAAGAAAGCCCCAGAAGACUUGAGGAUGGGUGUUUUAACUGAUUUUAGUGAUAGAAUUUGUCUUGCUGCAUUAACUGACACUGUAAUUGGUUUAUGAGAUGCUAAUGGGUGUUGCCAAUUACAGCUUGGAAACGUUGGGGUUCAGCUUUUCUUUAUUGAUUACUCUCUAUUUAAAGGAAGCUUUAAAUUUAGCCUACCUUCUAAUGAGAAUCAGAUGUGUUGGUUCUCAUGCUGUGAUCUGCUCUCUGCUGGCAGAUUUGUACGUGCAUGAACUCUCAUUUUACUGAGGUUCUCGAGGCUGUUGGACUGGGUAAGAGAAAUACAGAAACAAAGGGUAAACUACAGUAUCUUUUCUGGUUCGGUGGUAAUUCUAGCAGAGUACUGAGCACAAAUACCUGUUUACUACUGCAGAAUAUAUGGACCAUGACUACUGCUGUGAGUGUGGGAGGCUAAUGCUUUUGCUUGACGGAUUUUCCCUUAGAUAAAUAAAUCAUGGGAUGUAAAUCUUAUUCUAUAAGUAUGCUGACAUAGGAUGGGAUCCAGUGGAACUGUUUUAAUGUGAAGGUUAAAAUCAAGGUUUUUUUGAAGAAGACUUCAAGCAGGAUUCUUUAAUCUACUUAGAGAUUGAAUAAGUUUUCUUUCUAAGUUACUGGCUCUUGCAGAUUCUGCUGAGAACGGUGUACUGCUUUUCUCUCAUUGUAUACUUUGUGUAUUUAAGUGCUGAAGGAAGCAAAACCCUUAUAGCAAAGUUGGUUUUGUUUUGUUCACUUUGUUUUUUAAGAAAUAAUGUUUCAGCAAUAUUGAAUUUGGAGUGGAUUGUAAUGUGUCUGUGCGAAGGCUAUUUGUCAUUUUAUUUAUUUAAGAUGCCAUUAAUUGUUACCAAUUCUUUCAAGUCAGAGUUAAGAUUGAAAUGAAGAUUAAAGGUAGUAUGCCAAUGUGUCAUGCCCAUUUAGCAGCAAAACUGUACAAAGAAUUUGAGAAGAUACAAUAAACUUUGUUCUGUGGCUUAA